Messenger RNA from Cinara cedri, 561 nucleotides. The record is from the annotation of a GenBank genome assembly. NCBI's taxonomy places the organism in Eukaryota, Metazoa, Arthropoda, Insecta, Hemiptera, Aphididae.
UUUUAUUGGUUGGCGUUACUAUGUUAAUAAUAAUUACAUUAUAUUAUGGACCACGAAUUAACUUAUCAAGAAUUAGCCCAUAGAAAGAAAGUAAGGACUUAUUCAAAACGUUUCUUUACCGUAUUGUCGGCUGUUUUAAGCACUGGGUAUGUAGCAACAUUGGUUUUUCAUGUUUCUGAUUUCAGUAUAUACUUUGCUACUAUUGGUGCGGUAGUAAGUAUGAUUUCUCUUAUAUUAAAUAUGUGGUCAUUAACUGAUCAUUUUCGCAAAAAAGAAUUAGAUGAAAAACAUAAAAUACAAGAAAAAACUUCAGGGAAAUUAACCAAGAUUUGUCUUGAUAUAACAUCUAGCGGUUUAUUUGUGCUAGGUGGAAUAAUACUCGUAUUACCUUCUGAUCUGCUAUUACCUUUUAAUCUGCUAUCAUCUUUAGGUCUGCCUAUUGUUUCUACGCCUUUUUUCGCUUUGGGUUAUUUUAUUAUGGCUGUAAAUUGUACACGUUCAAUAAUCAACAGCUUACAGGUUGAUCAGCAUUAUAAUAAUAAUGAAGGAAUAACCGUAUAA